GCAGCAUUUUACGCCAGUUGAAAGCAGAGGCUCGGCGGCGGUACACUCUUCGGACAUGGGGUCCUCCUCGUCCUAUCACGUCGAAUAUCCCAAGCCUCCCCCCGCGAUCCCACCUGCGAAACCCGCCGCGCCAGCUUCCGUCGCACAGGAUUCCCCUUUUCAAAACUGCCAGAGCUGUCGCUGGCUUUCUGGGUCUACGCUCAUCGGGGCGGGCGCCUACGUCUUCGUGGUGGGCCUGAGGGCCAAGAAUCGGGAAUUCCCAAUGCUACCAGGCCCCAUAGCGCAGAUGUUCCUCGGCGUCUCUGUCGCCUGUUGGGGUGCAGUUAUCCUGGCGGACCCCAAGAAGAAGUCCCACCAAGGUUGAAAGUACCAGCAAUGAAUUGUAUCCUGUCUCUGACUGCGCAGCAGAAAGAACAAGCAUUGUGUUGGUGGAUAUUCUUUGCAGACGUGGACAGGGAUGCACUUCAUUAUAGAACAUUCCAAGAAGACUGUGGCAACAUGAGCUGUCAUUCUUUGGUCAUGGAUGUUAUUCUUUUGGUCCCUGUCCUAGCCACGCCCACUCCCAUUACCUCUGACCUGCCCCUCAUCUUGGGACCCUUCCUCUUUCUGCUUCCUUGACGUGCGCACGCGUUUCCUCUGUCUCUCUCCUUUUAUCUCUCCUUCCUUCCUUCCUUCCUUCCUUCCUUCCUUCCUUCCUUCCUUCCUCCCUCCCUCCCUCCCUCCCUCCC
This is a messenger RNA of Alexandromys fortis (reed vole), 728 nucleotides long. It is a transcript of the gene Dmac1, whose product is annotated as distal membrane arm assembly component 1. The record is from RefSeq and is a predicted model, not a curated record. Gene Ontology annotation, biological process: mitochondrial respiratory chain complex I assembly. The transcript is spliced from 2 exons. Gene Ontology annotation, cellular component: mitochondrial inner membrane. The coding region runs from base 56 to 364 and encodes 102 amino acids. NCBI's taxonomy places the organism in Eukaryota, Metazoa, Chordata, Mammalia, Rodentia, Cricetidae.